UAUUGUAGUGUAUAUGAAUUCAGGGAAUCUCUACUGUGGACUGUAAGAAAAAAAAAUAUAAACACAUUGUACAACGACUUCUGUUUGAUCCAUGAUACAUUCUGGUGUUUAGAGUGAUAGUCAGAGUGUCCUAGUGCGAAUAUGAUACUAAAUAUUCUACUAAUUUUCGGAUUAAUUAACAUAACAAAAUGUCAGGUGCAUCCGCAAACGAACUAUGCCUUGAUCACUGCUCUUGACCAGACAACUGAGUUUUUUGGAAAAUUAAAAUCAGACUAUGCGUCGAAAAAUUUUACUGAAGAUAGAUUGGCGGAAAUCGAUGAGAAAAUUGUGGCACAUAUAAAAAAUAUAUCGGAAAUAAGCCUCGAUCGUCGUAAAAGAGAAUUAUCGGAAGAAUUCAACGGAGGUAUCAAUACACUAAAUGGAUUUCAAGAUUACAAUCAACUGAAUUUCAACAAUGUCCGGGAUAUUAAAUUUUUUUCUCUUCAAAGUGAUCCACAAUUAAUUUCAUUUGCGGUAGUUUUGAAUAGUUCUACAAUAUCAGUAUAUGAAAUAGAUAAUUACAAAUUCCACUUUAUCGUUGCUUAUCCUAUGACUACUGGCCGACAAAUAAUUACAACUAGACAAAAUAAAGUUAUUCGCAGCUGGACGUACAGUGUCCUUUUGAUAGCUCAAAAUCAGAAUGACUCAGUGCAAAUUUUGCUCUUCUCUAAAACCAACGAAAAGUACAUCCUGGACCCAAUUCACUACUUUGAGUCCAACAACAUGACCGACUUGACAGUCUGUCAUGGAGUGAAUCAGUUGUAUUUAGGCGUAGCAACAUCCUCGAAAAUUUCAAUUUACACUUGGCUGGAUGAAUACUUUGACGAGAUACAGGUUAUACAUCGUGGCACCAAGAAACUGAUCCCUUUCUACAGUAAGGGAUUUAUAUAUCUCGCUGCCACUGGACCCGUCACCUUGAUCUUCAAGUAUUCAUUCAAGUCCAAUAAAUUUGAAAUCACACAGAGACUACCAUCGAGUCAAGACGUCUCGUAUUUUCUGGUAACAGAAGGUCAUUACACGGAUCACUUUUUAAGCAUCUCCACAGAGUCUUCUGUAGUCGUAUACAAAGAGAUCUACGAUCGAUUUGUACCCUUCCAACACAUUGCUCUUGGAAGGACCACAAUGCCAAUAGUUUCAAACAAAGCAGUUCUGCUUUUAUCCUUACACGAAGACACUGUAUUAAGCUAUCAGUAUGACGGCUGGAGAUUUGUACAGUUAAAUGUAAAACUGUUUGGCGUCGAGCAGAUUCGACAAGUUCCAUUGCAUGGAAAAGAAUUGUUGCUGGUAAAAUACAAGAAUGAUACAUGGACUUUGAUGGAGCCAGUAUGGAACAAACAGAAAUCUUACAAAGAUCUGCAGGAAGAAAUCAGAACAUGGAAUAUUAACGCUAUGAAAGCAGCUAGGAGAACAUUGGAAAACAUUUCAGAUUUGAAAGAACCUGUUAGAAUUUUAAGGGGCCAUAUUGAUCAGCUUUUCGUUCAUAAUAUAAAUGAACACAAUUCUCAAGCAAUGAGGGAUGCAACGAAGCUGUACAAAAAGCUGAUCACGAGGCUGGAAGAGCAGAAAAUUACCAUGAAUAGUAAACUACGCUCGGGUAACCUGACACUGACCUCUUUAAACGCGACGAAGAUUCGAGUUAAAUGCAGAACAAAAUGUAAAGUCAGUCGUUUGAACAUCGAAGGAAAUUCUGAUACUUCGUCCAAGUUGAGGAAUACAAGACCCGACACUCAGGUGCAGAGUUUCAGAGCCGUAAGUGUCAAGGAAAUGAAUAAUUGGAAAUGCCCUGUCUUUAGUCUUCCGAUAGAAACGAUUAUUGUUGAUAAAUCGAUCAAUGGGAUAUCACUGAAUCAUCUGCAGGAAAAUACCCUUAAAGUAGUUGGCAAUCAAGAAGUUACAGGAAAACACACUUUCUUCGGUGUGAACGUGACAGAAGCUCUACUGCCCCUGGAUAUUGCUUCAAACUUAACCAAACAAGAAUUGGAGACAGGCGAGAUUAAAGCGAAAGAAUUGAAUUUAACCGAAGGUGGAUUUUUAUUGCCAUCCAAUGGUCCGCCUGUGACAAUGACUGGUUCUAUAAAAGCAUCCAAAAUGAGAAUAAAGGGCGACGUUUCUCUGGGAGGACGAAUAACAGGAAAAUCGGUGAAAAGUUUAUUACCUGUGAUGAUGAUUUCCGAAACCAUGACACUGGGUGGUGGUUCAAUUCUGGAAAAUGCUAAAGUCGAGAAUUUAAGAGCGCAAGACUUAGUUACUAACAAGACAGGAUCAGUUACAGAAAUUUUGACGAACGCCAUAUCUUUGAGUGAAAAUGUACCGGUAUCUCUGGUACUUUCAAGCGAAAAAAUGAAAUGGAGCAACAUCACAUUACACGGUUCCCAAAAUUGGGUCACUGCUAAUUCUCAGAACACAGUCGUUAUAUCAGGAAAGAAACAAUUUCUUCGCAAUGUGGAGAUAACAAAGACUUCCUACGAGAACCUAAAAUUACCUGUGAUCGAAACACCAGUGUGUACGGCUACCGUAAUGGCACCUGAAAUCAAAACUACAGUGCUAACGAUUAACAAUAUUACUGUCAAAGACCUGAACAGUUCGUAUGUUUUUGGGAACCUAGGUGAAAGAUAUUACAGUCAAAAUUUAACGUUUCUGUUCAAACCCCUGGAUAAGUCCACCGAAACACUUUAUUAUAAUGUCACUGUAAAGAACGCAACAGUAACUCGUAUGAAUAAUAUGAACUUAACGGAGUUAAAAACACUGAUGGAUUCAUGGAUUCAACCUAAUACACUCAGAGGUCCGAUCGAAGUGACAAAUUUAACAGUGGAUAUUCUUCGAUCGCCUAUUCAGUUUCGCCUGGAGCUACCCAAAGUAAUAAGGAACAUGAUAUCAAAACAAAAUACUCUUGUAAGUAGUGUUAACGGUAUUGAUCUUACUGACUUCUUGUCCAAUGUCAUCAAACUUGAAGAUAUGAUAUCCUUAGGGAAUAUAACGUUCGGCAAUGGAUUCACAGCAAAUCAUAUCUACGCUACCCACCUACCAUUCAAUUUCUCACAAUUAGAAGAAAAUUCUAACUUACAGAAAAAACAGAUUUCUGGCAAUCUAAAAGCAGACACGAUAAAUCUGCCGUAUUCUUUCGCAUUCCCAGAAAGCGAGGAUCCGUUUAAUAUUAUUGUCAAAGACUCUGCAACGUUUCUAAGCGAACCAAACAUACAGAGAAUGAAUAACGUUGAAUUAGAAGAAUUGCUUGGGAAGAUUUGGUUAGUUGGAAAUUCAACUGUUGUCCAGGGGAGAAAUUUGCAUAUUGUAAAUGCAUCGAUGACAGGAAAUGUUACUCUGAAUACUGUCUCCGAUAUAUUAAAUCUUGAAACAUGGAGGAACAUUUCGAAACGUGUUUUAAGUAAAACCAGAUCGCAGGAAAUACCAGUUCUCAGCACUUUGAACAAUGUAGAAACACCUGGUAUCAUUGGUUCAAAUUCGUCUACCGUAAAGUCUUUUGCUUCAGACUUCAAUGACAUGUUCAAGAAUGCUUUAGUUAGAGACAAAAAGCAAGAAGUCAAGGCAAAAUGGACGUUCAAUAGAUUAAAGAUUUUAGGUGAAUUCCGUGCAAAGAGUAAUAUUAAUAAUAAGAAUCUGAAAACGGAUGUUAUGAGACUCGAUUCUAAAGAAAUUGUAGUUGCUGGAAAAACAACAGUGAUAGAUUUGACAGCAGAAAAUCUGAAUGGUUUAAACUUCGAUGAAUAUGUCAGCAACAGUUUUAGACAGGAAGAGAAAUUGAUAACUAUUAAGGGCCGCAAGAGCUUUAAUACUGUCACUAUUAACAGUAUAAACGUAUCUGGCAAUGUGAUGGGACAAAAUUUAACAGAGGCACUGUCCAAAUCGAAAGAUCAGAUAAUCCGUGGUCAAAAAACGUUUCAAGGAUCCGUCAAUGCAUCGACACUUGUUGUUGACGGUCUGGUGAACGACGUAAAUCUAACCAAUCUAAUAAAUCAUCAAUUGAAGAAGCAGAAGCCUGUACAAAGGAUCAAAACAGGAAUCGAGUUACAAAAGUCCUUAACAAUCGUUGAAAAUCUUACGAUUAAUGGUUCCUACGGAAGUACAGAGUUGAAGAAUUUUUACAAGAUUUAUUCUAACAUAGCUCCCCUUGCCGAGAAAACGAGUAAUUAUUCUAGAGCAAGCGAGACAAUCAACACGGCAUUAAAAAAUCGAGCCGUUUACAUGAAUAAGCUGAAAAUUGUCGAAGGAAUGGAAGCUGUUAAUAUUUCGAAUAAGAAUGCAUCACUUCAGAGGGAACAAUGUACAUCCAUAUUGUGUUCCCACGAGAAUGUGAUCAAUGAUAUCCUUAAAUCGAACUCCAGCGACUUUGUGUUCAUAAAGACGAUUGUAUUAGACGAGGAAGAGUUUAUAGUCAGGAUAAAUCUGGACUAUGUUGCUAUAUUUUUGUAUAAUACAGCAGAAAAAAGAAUUCAGGAUUUGCAAGGUUUUCAUAUUCCCAAAAUAAUUGAGGCGCUCGUGGAGCCGAUGUCAUCCUCGAUAUGGAUCGCCUUACGACUGAGCUCGCAGACACUGGUGCUGCAUUAUCACCCCUGGAAGGAUCUACAAGAAUAUCUGUUACCUGCCACAGAUGUUUUUAUAAUGAGCCGGUCGCCGAACGGACAGCUUUUGUUAUUAUUAUCGGACGGUGUUUGGAACCUCGAGGGACUUGCCAGUCCCGAAAAUAUAAUUGAACUACCACUCGAAGGACAAGUGGAAACCUUUAUCACCGGGUUCGAUUAUUAUGUAAGAUGCAGGUCGAAAAAUGACACGACCCUAAUGAAAGCGCGAUACAUAGGAAACUGAGCAUCAUAUCGCUG
Messenger RNA from Dufourea novaeangliae, 4877 nucleotides. RefSeq lists its product as uncharacterized. Gene Ontology annotation, cellular component: cell surface. The coding region runs from base 142 to 4863 and encodes 1573 amino acids. Gene Ontology annotation, molecular function: heparin binding. The transcript has 15 exons. Lineage: Eukaryota; Metazoa; Arthropoda; Insecta; Hymenoptera; Halictidae. The record is from RefSeq and is a predicted model, not a curated record.